AAGUUAAGCAAACACAUAAAUCUUUUUGAGCUAUUUUCGUGUUACAAUGUUGGCGAUCAAUAAUCACUAUUGACAGUUACGUCUGAUAUUAGAAACUCUAUGUAUUUACUAAACUUUUGUUAUUAUGAAUGAUUAGAAAACUAUAAGUUUUGGACCAAUAUAUCAUGGAAGAAUGUAUAAAACGAUAGGAUUUGUUGUGUAUUUAUACAUUUUAUGCGCUAUCAAAGGUGAGAAAAUCAGAGAAAUAGCUGUAAAUAUUGGAAAGAAUAUAACCAUACCAUGCCCCCUUCAUCAAACAAGAGAUGUAAUGUGGGUGAGAGAAGGCAGAGAGGAGCAGCAACAUGCAAGAAUGUCAAUUUUGGAAAAUGGUUCAUUGCUGAUAACAGAAGUUGAUCAAAGUGAUGCAGGAUUGUAUUCUUGUAGUCGAGAAAAUGUUGUUAAUUCAGACGUUAAGGCAAAAGUGAAGUUGGCAGUAAGAACUCCACCGCCUCGUUUGUCUAACGUAGUUGUAAGGCCUAGUACAAUCCUUGCACUUUUAUUAUGGGAAGUGGAUGGUACAGGUGGAUACCCAAUUAUAAAUUUCACAGCUCAGUAUCGACUAGGUUAUACUAAUAACAGUUGGAUGCCUAUUUCACCAAAUCACAUCCCCCAGAAUUCAAGACAAAUUGAAGUUUACAAACUUGAACCUAAUACAACAUACCAAUUUAGAAUAUGGGCUACGAAUCAGUUAGGACGAGGAGCUAUUACUGAAGUGUAUGGUACGACGUUGUGUGAAUAUACAGAAUUAGAACUAGCCCGACAUUUUUUUGACAGUGCUGAUAAAUUCGAUACGACAGUUUGGGCAAUUGCUGUUGGAAUAGUCAUGGGUACUCUUGUACUAUUGGGCUUAGGUACAUGUUUUUUACUCUAUCAAGAAUGCAAAGUACCAGGAGUUGUGGAGGAACAUGAAAUAAUAGAACUAGUACCUAAUAUUAUUCUAAAUCCAGGAUUUGAUCCAAAUUCCAAUGCAGAUCAACUCCCAGACGAGAAUUCCAACAGUGAAACUCCUAUGUUAUUAAAUAAUAACACUGUGGUACAUAAUUGUUAAUUUAUAACAAAUUGUAUCAGGUCAUUCGUCGGGAAUGUUUCUUAAUUAUUUUUUGAGCUGCAAAAGAAUAUUAUGAGAAAAACAUAUGCUGUUGUUUCAAAUUAAAUAUUUCCAAAAAAAAGCUUAAUAUAAACCAGAUAGGACUGCAAAUAGGUACUUAAGUACAUGAUAAUAUAUUCCUGUACUUUUGGCCGACUCCUCUUAUAAGCUUGUGAAUAAAUUAUCUGAAAUAUAAUUGUACUUUUAAAAAAAUGUAAAUGAGUACAUUUUUUAUUCUUGGGUAUACUUCUUUUUCUAGCACAUUCACCUGUAGAUUCCCAAUUUUAAAUAGCUUUAUUUAUAAUAACAUUGUUUAUUCUAAGAGCAAAAUUUUACUAUUGAAUCAAUACAGCAGGAGCCUAUUUAAGUUGAUUAAACAUUUUUAUCAUACAACUUUUCACUAUGGCUCUUUAAGUUACUUUUAGCUGUUUCUCUUUAUUUGUUAGUGCCUUAGUAUCUAGAUCAUAAACUGCAACAAGUAAUCAUAUAGAAAAUGCAACUUCAAUUUACUGUCUAUACACAUGGGCAAUUAUUCAACAUAAGAAUACUAAGACACUGUUAUAGUGUCAUUUUAUUCUUGAAAAUAUACUGAGAAUAACCUACCUAUAGUCCAGGUUUAACCAUUUUUGAAACAAACAAAACAAUAGUUGAAUCAUACCCAUUAUAAAAAAGGUGAGAAUGUAACAAAAAUGAAAUAAACAAUAAUUUACGGGUAAGUAAUACCUAGACAUAAUUACACGUAACCUCAAAAUAAAUGUGAAAAAUUCAAAAUAAAUAAAUUUUGGUUUUUUAUUUUUAUCUCUUGAAAAAUUAUUUUGUUGAAAUUUUCCUGUUCAUGUCCCAAACGCACAGUAUUUUUUUUAUUUAAAAUGUUUAAUUUCUCAACUUAUUUUGACUCGAUUGAAAAUUCUCAUUCUUUUUUUUUAAAGAAAAGGCUUUUUGUUUGUUGAAAUCUAUAGUUUUUGAUGGCGUGAAAAAAUUUAUAUUACUAUGGUAAGUUUUCUCAAAAAUGAAUAAAGAAAGGAAAAAAAUCCGAAAAUUUAUUAUAACCAAUUUUUAGCUAUUUAUGAAACUUUUUCACUUUAAUUACUAAUUUUUAUUAAUGUAACAUGGAAUCUCACGAUUUUCGAUCAAGUAAUUAAGGUGGAAUUAAAAAAAUUUCUGAUUCGAUUUUUUGCAGUUCUGAGAAAAUUUCCUAUGAUAAUACCUAUUUUUUUACACACACACUAGAAAGAACAGAUUUUAAGGAACAAAAAGCCGAUAUAUUGACAUGAGAAUUUUAGAUUGAAUAUUAGGGUGCUUUUUUAAUUAUAAAGACAAAAGAAGGUAAAGAAAAUAUAUUUUAAUUAAAUAAAAAAUAUUGGGUGUUUGGGACAUGAAAAGUUGAGCUUCCACUGAAUUUCAUGAAAAAAAUCUUUUUUUAAGAUAAGAAGAAACUAAGUUAUUUGAAUUUUCCACAUACAUUUUGAGGUUAUAUUCAAAAGUUGUAGAAUUUUUUUAAUACCUACAACUUUGCUAUUUAACUUUUUUCCAUGGUACUAGUAAUUUUACCGCAAAUCCAGAUAAACAAUUUUUGCCCAUAAAAACUCCCCCUUCCAUUUCCCGGCCAUCGCCGGUGAAUAAUUUUUCUUCCAUUUUUGUUAUAUUCUCUUCCUAUUCUAAUGGGUUUCAUUCUACUACUUUGUUUUUAUUUUUCACCAUUUUAAAAUGCUUUAACCCUGGUCAACUAAUAGUCUAUUUAAAGUAACAGGCAGUGAUUCAGUCGUGCAGCUGAUACCACUGCUUAGGUUAAGAACAUCUCCAUUAAAACAUUCAGUUAAGUCACCUCCAUUGACUGUAUGGAAUUUUUCUUUAUUAACUUGAAAUAUCACACACAAUUUUGAUGACAAUUAAUGGAUCAAUGGAGAAACUGUUAAAAUAAUUGAUCAUUCAAUUAAGCUGCAUUUUCUAUAUAUCAGUGAAGAAGUGCUUUCUGCCUUUCCAGCUCGAGUUCCUUGGUUUAAUUCCCGAAGGAAAAUACAUUAUUCAUUAAUUCAAUUUCAAUCCAUCAAAUAAACUACUCAACGCUUUAAAAACAAGCGUACAAUACUCUUAAAGAAGACGUCAUGACUAUUAUAUUUUUCAAUUUUUUCUUGACUAGAUUUUAUCAACUUUUUACUCUUUCACCCAAUAGCUUAAUUAGGGCUCAACUUUUGGCUUUAUUUUUAAUUUUAUGGUGAAAAGUAUUAUGUGUUUUAUUUUUAUAAUAAUUUUCCACAAUCAAUAUAGGAAUAUAAAUAUUUUUCUUAAGCAUCUGUGUUGUGAAGGUGAAUAAAAUGCAGCUGUAGAAGCUUUUGUUGUAAACGAUUUCAACAUUGAUUUAAUAUUCCAAUAUUCCGAAAGUAAUAUAGGUAGAUUCAGCAGUAGGUUAAAAAUAGAAGAACUAUCUGGUUUGUGAUACAAUUCAAUGUAUAUCUCAUUAUUUUAAAACACAAUUCAAGAAUAUUUGUGUUCAUAUUUUUUAUCUCAUAACUGACGUAUGGCCGGAAAAUUGAAAUGCUUUGUAUAGAGACUGAUACAUCACUUUAUUAAGAAUAAUUUAUAUGUACCGACUGCUAUUUAAAAUAAUUUAGCUUAUGCAACAAUUGUUUAUUAUUUUUACAGUCAGUAAAUACCUGACAUAAAUAAUUUAGAUAAAAAAAUAUUUUCAUUUUAAACAAUUGUGGCAUAUACUUAUAUAAGUAAGUAUUUUUAUGCUAUAUGUGAUUUUUAUUUAGUGAUAUUUUUGAGAAUAUUUUAUUUUAAUAUAUUGAUAGUUUAUUUAAUAAUAGUGCUCCCGGUUAAAUUUUGAUUUAUUUAUUACUGUAAUAGGAAUUACGCGAAUCUAUCGUGAUAUAAAAUUUUUCUAGUCAAGUACAAGAUUGUUGAACAGCAUAUCUAAAAAAAUAAAUUACCAGAACAAGAACUGACAAUAAAAACGUAAGAACUGAUAUUUUAGCAACUAUACCUUAUCUACUCUAGACGUUGGGUUUAUACAGCAAAUAAAAUACAAUAGCAUAAAAUGAAAAAGAACGGAACGAAUAAUAUUUCUUCAGAAUACACAACACAUAUAUAAAACGUAACAAAUAUUGCUUUGCUAAUAGAAAUAUUUCCGCGGAAACAGUAAUUAACUGUGUAAUAAAGAACAAUAUUGGUCUGCCUGUUUCCAAUAUUUAUCUAUUCUCAUGUUCAAUAAUUAAAUAAAAAGUAGCGAUUAUGUAAUUUUAUUACUGAUAUAUCAAGAAAAGAAAAACACUUCUUCGUAACACAAACCACAAAAAUGUGUAUUAACAAAAAUGAAAUAUGAAAUAGUCUCACAGUUACAUUUUCAGAAAAUAUGAAAUAGAUAAGUUAAAAGCUGGUGAAAUUUAAUAUUAUUUUAUUCGCAAUUUUCUGUAUAAACCUUAUAGUUUUACUUUUAUAUUUUACUUGUUAUUUUAUUUUUUGUUAUUGGAAAGCAUUGUCGGUUCUUUAGUGGUGUUAAACAUGUGAUUUUUCGACAGUUUCAAUAUAUAUUUACACAGUUGUUCAAUGAUUCUAAUAAUUGUACAUCUUAGAUGUACAACAUACUGUGCUAGUUAUAACUAAAAUAUUUGCAGUAUAUAAAAAUCUCUUGAUAGUAUACUGUUUGAAUUUAACAAAAUUGAAUACAAGAAUCACCAAAAUCCUACAGAUUUUGUGAAUGUUGUUAAAGCAGGAUACAUUGGUUGUGUGUUUAGUUUUAUUUUUGUAGGUUAUUUAGAUACUUUAUUGCGUUAUAUACAUGGUCAAAUGAAUAUCAAUUAAAUGUUGAAAAUCACGUUAAUUUAACCAGAUUUAACAUAAUAAAUAUAAAAAGGAACAAAAUCUAUUUUCACAUCAACAAAUAAAUAGGAUAGUUACAAAAAAACUAUCCUGGACAGUCAAACACUAAUGAUUUCUCAUAUAUCCCCAAAAAAUAAAUUUUGUAAAUUUAUUGCUACACUAUUAGCUUUCACAGAAAUCUUUUCUUUUCCUUUUUAGGUUCCAGAUCCUCUUUUAUCCACUUUUACAGUUUUUUGUCGUUUGUCAUUUUCUUCAAUUCGUUUCAACUCAAAAAGUUUGAUCGUUUUCUGCAUUUUUUAUACACCACCACUUUUUUCCAUGAAUUAAAAUUCUUCUAAUAUUUUGAUAUAGCUGGUUAGUGCCACUCAUGUAUCAAUUAUACUUUCUUUUAAAUAAUCUAAAAAACAUCUCAAAGAGCCAAGUUUUAUGUAAGUG
This is a messenger RNA of Diorhabda sublineata, 5383 nucleotides long. Its product is annotated as contactin-1. Gene Ontology annotation, molecular function: protein binding. The transcript is spliced from 6 exons. Lineage: Eukaryota; Metazoa; Arthropoda; Insecta; Coleoptera; Chrysomelidae. The record is from RefSeq and is a predicted model, not a curated record. Bases 173 to 1087 code for a protein of 304 amino acids.